Ricinus communis (castor bean) is the source of this 897-nucleotide messenger RNA. RefSeq lists its product as uncharacterized. NCBI's taxonomy places the organism in Eukaryota, Viridiplantae, Streptophyta, Magnoliopsida, Malpighiales, Euphorbiaceae. The transcript has 3 exons. Bases 1 to 897 code for a protein of 298 amino acids. The record is from RefSeq and is a predicted model, not a curated record.
AUGUCUUUGGAAGAUAUUGUUAAAAAUCUUGCUAAGAAUGCUCUUCAAUUUCAACAGGAAACAAGGUCAAGCAUUCAGAAUUUAGGCAAUCAAAUUACUCAAUUGGCUACGUCGAUCAGUAAAUUGGAGGCUCAAAAUUCUGGAAAACUACCUUCAAAACCAGAGAUAAAUCCAAAGGAGAAUGUUAGUGCAAUUUUUCUAAAAAAUGGAAAGAAGAUUCCUUUAAGGUCGAUUCCACCUAAGGGAAGUGAACCGAGCAAGGAAAAGGAAGAAGAUCAUGUGGGAUUAGCUAAGCCAAAAGAAGAUGAGCAAGAAAAGGAGAUCUUGGAUACAAUUAGGAAGAAUAUACCAGAAAAAUGCAAAGAUCUAGGUAUAUUUUCAUUACCUUGUGUUAUUGGUAAUACAAAAAUUGAGCGUGCCAUGUUAGAUUUGGGAACUUCCAUUGAUGUCAUGCCAUCUUCUAUUUAUCUAGAUUUGAAAUUAAAUGACUUGCAAAAGACUGGUGUAGUGAUUCAAUUAGCUGAUCAUUCUUAUAUUCAUCCCCUUGGAGUUGUUGAAGCUGUUUUAGUGCAGGUUAAUGAGCUCAUAUUUCUUGUCAACUUUUACAUUUUAGAAAUGGAUGGUAAUUUCUCAUCAAAAUCAGCUUCGAUUUUAUUAGGACGACCAUUCAUGAAAACUGCUAAGACAAAGAUUAAUGUAGAUGAGGGUACUCUCUCCAUAGAGUUUGAUGGAAAGAUUGUUAAAUUUAAUAUUUUUGAUGCAAUGAAAUAUCCUAAUAAUGUACAUUCUCUUUGCCAUAUUGAUGUAAUUGAUCCAAUUGUGCAGGAAGUAUUUGUAAAAGAAAGUGUUGGUGAUGAGCAAGAAUUAGAUGCAAAAUCUAAUUUUAGAAGGAAUUGA